Molecule: messenger RNA, 2668 nt
Organism: Andrographis paniculata
Lineage: Eukaryota; Viridiplantae; Streptophyta; Magnoliopsida; Lamiales; Acanthaceae
Product: protein SUPPRESSOR OF GENE SILENCING 3
Exons: 8
Coding region: 373-2265 (630 amino acids)
Biological process (GO): regulatory ncRNA-mediated gene silencing; defense response to virus
Source: RefSeq, a predicted model, not a curated record
CUUCUCUUUCCGUUUCUGUCCUCCUUUUCUUUUUACAGUUUUGCUCUCUGGCUCAGUUCACUGCCAGUUUUGCUCGAAAUUCUCGCCAUCACUGUCGUCCCCAACUUCACCGCCGGGGACGGCCACUGCGACGCCAACGCCUGCAUCGUUUCUUCCCUCGCCACUCACUAUCGUCACUUGCCAUUUCCUGGUUUUCUUUCAUCGUUAAACCCUAAAAGCGCCUACCAGUUUCAGGAACUUUCAAGUUUGGAAAGAUCGGGUUUCGACCUCUUCCAAUCGCAGAGUACGCUUACACCUUUCUGGAGUUCACCUGAGCUGAGCUGAGUUGAGUUAAGCAAGGCAAGAAAAGCAUCCAGGUUUCUUAAAACAGACAUGAGUUCAAGCAGAAGGGAUGGCGCUUCUGAUUUCUCGAACAAGGGAAAAAGCAUCUCAACUGAUUCUAACAAUGGUAUCAACCAGCUAGCAAUCAAUGUCUCAGACAUGAGUCUUGACUCUGCGCAAGGUGAAGGAUGGGAAGUAUAUGGAAAAAAAGGAAAAAACAAAAUUGGGAGCAACAGCUUUAGACAAGGUGGUCCUCAGUAUCCCACCCCCAAAGCAUGGGGUCAAGCUGAUACUGUACAACGACUGGGACUGCGUAAUCAGAGUGGAUAUGGGAGGGGCUCUGGUCAAACCUGGCAGCCACCAACUUCUGAUUCUAGAAAGACAUCUGGAAGAGGCUAUGCGAAACCGCCCCAAACUUCUGAUUCUUCCUAUGUUGCUGCACCUGCAGUCAUCCCUCCGCCUCUGAAGAACGGGUGGGGAUGGUCUUCCAGAGCGCCUUCUUCUCAGGAAAGCAUUGGCCAUAAUGCUCAGGAAGUUUAUUCUGCUAAUGAUGAGCCUUCUCAGGAUGUAGAGGAUGAUCUUGACGAAGAUUCAGAUGCCAUUGUUGACUCAGAUGAUGACCUUAGUGAUGGUUUUGAUUCGGAUGACAGCCGAAAGAGCCAUGAUACUAGGAAACAAAACAGUUGGUUUAAGGAACUUUUCCAGAGUUUAGAUAUUUUGACUGUGGAGCAGAUAAAUGACCCUGAACGACAGUGGCACUGCCCUGCUUGCAAAGGAGGCCCUGGGGCAAUUGAUUGGUAUCGUGGAUUGCAGCCACUCAUCACCCAUGCAAAGACUAAACGAUCCAAAAGGGUGAAGCUCCACCGAGAGCUUGCUGAGCUCUUGGAAGAGGAACUCCGGAGAAGAGGUACCUCUGCGGUUCCUGCUGGUGAAAUGUUUGGACAAUGGAGAGGUCUGCAAGAGCGAGAUAGAGAAAUAGUUUGGCCACCGAUGGUUAUUAUCAUGAAUACACGCCUUGAAAAAGGUGAUAAUGAUAAGUGGAUAGGUAUGGGCAACAAAGAACUUCUGGAGUAUUUUGGUGGAUAUGAAGCUGUCAAGGCCCGGCAUUCAUAUGGUCCUCAGGGGCAUAGAGGGAUAAGUGUUCUGAUUUUCGAGGCUUCGGCUGUGGGAUAUGCACAUGCUGAACGUCUAGGUAAACAUUUUGUAGACAAUGGGAGAGAUAGGCAAGCUUGGGAUCGGACUAGGACGCUAUUUUAUGCUGGAGGAAGACGUCAACUGUAUGGUUUCAUGGCAGAGAAGCAUGAUAUGGAAAAUUUUAAUCUUCAUUGUCAAGGUAAAACCAAACUGAAGUAUGACAUGCAGUCUUAUCAUGAAAUGGUUGUGAAGCAAAUGAAGCAGAUGAGUGAGGAUAAUCAGCAGCUGAUUUUCUUAAAGAACAAGGUCAUGAAGGAGCAGAAACACAAGAAGGCUCUUGAAGAAUCACUUGUUGUAAUGUCGGAAAAGUAUCGCAGGACAGCAGAGGAGAACCGUGUGGUCAAAUUGCGCACCCAGAAGCACCAUGAUCUGAAUAAAGAAGAGAUGGAUUCUCAAGAACAAUUUUUCAGAGAGCAGAUCCAGAGCUUUUAUAAUGCGAGAAACGCCAAGGAAGAGAAAUUUGAAAAAACCCUUCAGGCGGAGCGGGAAAAGAUGACCAUGAAAUCGCAAGAAAAUGUGUCUUCUGAGGAGCAGACGCUCAGGGACGAAGAAAUAGCAAAAUUCAUAAAGUCGCAGGAUGAGCAGAUGGUGGAGUUUGGGGGGAGGAGGGACGCGCUGAUGAAGAAGCACCAGGAGCGGAUCCUGGAGAUGAAGCGCCGACACAUGGAGGAAGAGGUUGCUGCGGAGAAGGAAUUUGACGUGGAAUUCAACAAGCUGAUUGAGGAGUACGCUCCGGGGAUACUGAAGUGAAAAUGAAGUCUAUCGAAGAUCGAUCCCAGAUCACAGGUAAAGGUGGAUGAUCCGAUCCUCCACUGGGAUUGUUGUGGAAACGCCUCUACCUACCUACCUACCUAUCUAUCAAUCGGACUUUUAGCAACUGCUGCUUUACUCUGCUUUUGUUUUUUUUUUUCUCAAACUCAAUCAUCUCGUGACUCUUGGAGCUGGAGCUGUUUGGUAUCGUUAAGUUUGUUUGCUGAGUUGAGUCGAGUCGGGAAAGAUUUAUGCCCGAUGUCAUGUCAUGUCGGGACAAUUAUUGAUUGCUGUCUGUCUGUUUUACCUACCUUUUGGAACCAACCAUCUGUCUGUCACAAGACAAGAAGUUGGACUGACUGACUGACUAUAUGAGUAUGGAUGGGACCUUUAAUUUAAAUUA